Molecule: messenger RNA, 834 nt
Organism: Cylicostephanus goldi
Lineage: Eukaryota; Metazoa; Nematoda; Chromadorea; Rhabditida; Strongylidae
Source: the annotation of a GenBank genome assembly
AUGGCCCUGUCGCUAUUGACACCGCGACAGUUUCCACUUCAUCCUGUUACGGUGCAGUAUGCUGUACGAGUUCUGCGAUCCUACCCGGCUGACACUCUGUUGAUGUACAUACCACAACUGGUACAAGCGGUUAGGCAUGACAAUAUCGGUUAUGUAGCCGAACUAAUAGUUUGGCUAGCCGGACAUUCACAACUCCUCGCCCAUCAACUUACGUGGAACAUGGAGACGAAUAUGUACACGGAUGAAGAUGGCAAAAAUAAGGAUCCUGUCUUAUAUGAUGCCCUCAAUGAUAUCAAGAAAAAGAUUGCAAACCAGGUGGAAGGAGCCGCUAGGCGGUUCUACGAGGCAGAGUUCUCACUUUUCCAUCAGCUGACAGGAAUAUCCGGAACGAUAAAGCCUUAUGCUAAAGGAGAAGCCAGGAAAAAAGCUUGUUUGAAAGCAUUGGCUGAGGUUAAAUUAGAGACCAUCACCUACCUCCCAUCGAAUCCUGAAGCCAUUUUACUAGAAAUAGAUUAUUCUAGUGGAAAUCCUAUGCAGAGUGCAGCAAAAGCUCCCUAUCUGGCAAGAUUCAAAGUGAAACAAUGUGGAGUUCAAGAAUUGGAAAGAAUAGGCUUGGAGGCUCAGUCUCGUGAAAAAGGCAAAUCACCACCACCUGAAGCCGAUUUGAACGAAUUGAGAAGAGCUGGUGGGCCUAAUAUUUGUUGGCAAGCUGCUAUAUUCAAGGUCGGUGAUGAUGUUCGGCAAGAUAUGUUGGCACUCCAGUUGAUGCAGCUGAUGAAAAAUGUCUGGGCUGGUGUUGGACUUCCGGUUUGCGUGUUUCCAUACAGGUUAGGU